UAACCCCGACCAUUCUUCAACUUCCCUCUCCGUCCAUUCGAUUCUUUGUUCUUCCCACCGCUUCCUCCGCCCAUGGCGGCCGCCACCACCGCAACGCCCUCCUCCUCCUCCUCCACCACCAAGAACCCUAACCCCUUCAAUCUGCCGCCAUGGCUCCGCUGCCCCCUCACCUUCCUCUGCCCGCCCCCUCCUCCUCCCCCGCCGCCCCCUCUCCCGCCGCCCCCGCCGCCCCCACAGCCAGCGGUGGUGCCUCUGGAGCCGCGGCGGAGGCUGCCGGGGCUGCGGGUGACCACGGAGUACGACAGCGAGGAGGCCGUCUUCGCGCACAAGGUGUCGUGCAAGCUCGCGGGCGGGCUCGCCAAGCUGCGGCUGUCGUUCCAGAGCGAACCGCAGGGGCAGGGGGAGGACCCGCGGCACCUCUUCUCCACCCCCGUACUCGGGUUCGUCACCAAGCACUUCUCCGCGAUGUAUGACGUUGAGCGCAACAACACGCUGCUCCGCGGCAACGCCUCGCUCCCCGGUGGCGCCGUCCAGCUUCGCGCCUCGCACGAUGUCAAGGAGCAAGAAGGAGAAGUUGCAGUGAUAACUAGGUUGGGUGAUCCAUCUUAUAGACUUGAGAUAUCAUCUUUGGUGCCUUACAGUGGUUUGCCAAGAGCAACACUCCACUUUCCAAUCGGUCAAGUUUCAGUGGAAGAGAGGACAAAUGAAGACGACCAGAAAAUGUUGUCUGUGUAUGGGGCUGCAAAAGCUGAUUUUUUAGAUGGCAUUCUUACUGCCCAAUACAACGAGAAUGAUCUGAAUCUGAGAUAUUGUUAUAAGGACAACGAAGUAACUUUAAUUCCAAGUGUCUCCUUGCCUUCCAAUGCCGUAUCGAUGGACUUCAAAAGGCGUUUUGGUCCUUCUGAUAAGUUAAGCUAUCAUUUUAACUUCGACACUGAUGACUGGAAUGCUGUUUAUAAGCAUACGAUCGGUAAAAGUUACAAAUUGAAAGCUGGUUAUGAUUCAGAGGUGCGAGUUGGAUGGGCUUCGAUUUGGGCUGGACAAGAAGAGGGCAAAGCGAAGACUGCACCGAUGAAGAUGAAAGUUCAGCUGAUGCUUCAAGUGCCCCAGGACAAUUUCCGCAAUCCUUCUGUACUAUUUCGCGUGAAGAAAAGGUGGGAUCUGUAGACUGGCACAUUCCUCAUAUAUGGAGAUGCAGUGCUGGGUACCGAGGCUUUGUCUAACCUUUCGUGUAAGCAUCAUAUGUCAUCAGUGGCUACACAUGCUGCAAGCCCUAACUAUUUUUAUCAUUUAUUCUAGCUUAUUGUGCAUAAUGGCGUCAGUCCUCUGACUUCAUUUACAAAGUGUAUCGAUGUCAAUGGUUACAGGGCCUCGUAAUUCUUGUC
Molecule: messenger RNA, 1385 nt
Organism: Lolium perenne
Lineage: Eukaryota; Viridiplantae; Streptophyta; Magnoliopsida; Poales; Poaceae
Product: outer envelope pore protein 37, chloroplastic
Biological process (GO): monoatomic cation transport
Cellular component (GO): chloroplast outer membrane
Molecular function (GO): monoatomic ion channel activity
Source: RefSeq, a predicted model, not a curated record